CCUGCCUCGUGGUAAGGGCCUCUCCAGGUUUCCUCUGGUUCUUCAUCUUCAAAAUUUCCUUCGUUUCUUGUUCAUUACAAGAAAACACUUGUGAAAUUUGGAGUCCGAGGCUUAGGCUAAGGCUAACUUCUGCAAGAACUGGCUAACUCUCAGGGAAUUCUGGAGGAAAAUAGUGAUUGUAGUAAUCAAAGGGUGGUUCUCGCCCUAUAUGAGGCCUUAACCUCUCGAAACGUGAACACUGUUCACCAAAUCCUCGCUCCCGAUCUCGAGUGGUGGUUCCAUGGUCCUCCCUCCCACCAAUUUCUGAUGCGCCUUCUCACUGGAGCUUCAUCCAACGGCCAAUCUUUUCAGUUCGUUCCUCAAUCAAUCACUUCCUUUGGUCCCACCGUCCUCGUUGAAGGCUGCGAUCCUACCCGUUCAAUCUCCUGGAUCCACGCCUGGACCAUCACUGAUGGGAUAAUCACUCAGGUUCGCGAGUAUUUCAAUACCUCCCUUACUGUUACUCGCCUCGGUAACUCAACCGACUCUCCGUCGUCCUCCGUCGCGUCGGAGAUUUCCUCUGCCUCGUCGCUGCACCAUUGCCCUUCUGUUUGGGAAAGCAGCCUCUCCAAUCAGGUCGGGAAAUCGGUGCCUGGGCUCGUCUUGGCCAUUUAAUCGGUUUCUCUGAUCCGGUGCGGCCGUUUUCUCUUAUAACUAAANAAA
Molecule: messenger RNA, 702 nt
Organism: Cucurbita pepo subsp. pepo (vegetable marrow)
Lineage: Eukaryota; Viridiplantae; Streptophyta; Magnoliopsida; Cucurbitales; Cucurbitaceae
Product: wound-induced protein 1
Source: RefSeq, a predicted model, not a curated record